Marmota monax (woodchuck) is the source of this 4074-nucleotide messenger RNA. RefSeq names its product paired box 9 (gene Pax9). NCBI's taxonomy places the organism in Eukaryota, Metazoa, Chordata, Mammalia, Rodentia, Sciuridae. Bases 147 to 1175 code for a protein of 342 amino acids. The transcript is spliced from 4 exons. The record is from RefSeq and is a predicted model, not a curated record. Gene Ontology annotation, biological process: anatomical structure development; regulation of transcription by RNA polymerase II. Gene Ontology annotation, molecular function: DNA-binding transcription factor activity, RNA polymerase II-specific; RNA polymerase II cis-regulatory region sequence-specific DNA binding.
CCUUUUGCACUCUCGCCUCCUCCUCCGGGGGAGAAGCUGAGGUACCAGCAACCCGGAGCAGCAACAGGCCGGGCCACUGAGGCCGUGAGAAAAGUUUUUUUCUGGGAGUGUGGAACUGGGGCCCGGUUGGUGUACUGUUCGGAGCAAUGGAGCCAGCUUUCGGGGAGGUGAACCAGCUGGGAGGAGUGUUCGUGAACGGAAGGCCGCUGCCCAACGCCAUCAGGCUUCGCAUUGUGGAACUGGCCCAACUGGGCAUCCGACCGUGUGACAUCAGCCGCCAGCUACGGGUCUCUCACGGCUGCGUCAGCAAGAUCCUGGCGCGCUACAAUGAGACAGGCUCGAUCUUGCCAGGAGCCAUCGGGGGCAGCAAGCCCCGGGUCACCACUCCCACCGUAGUGAAACACAUCCGGACCUACAAGCAGAGGGACCCCGGCAUCUUCGCCUGGGAGAUCCGGGACCGCCUGCUGGCGGACGGCGUGUGCGACAAGUACAACGUGCCCUCGGUGAGUUCCAUCAGUCGCAUUCUGCGCAACAAGAUCGGCAACUUGGCCCAACAGGGUCAUUACGACUCAUACAAGCAGCACCAGCCCGCGCCGCAGCCUGCGCUUCCCUACAACCACAUCUACUCAUACCCCAGUCCCAUCACGGCGGCUGCCGCCAAGGUGCCCACGCCACCCGGGGUGCCCGCCAUCCCCGGCUCGGUGGCCAUGCCGCGCACCUGGCCCUCUUCGCACUCUGUCACCGACAUCCUGGGCAUCCGCUCCAUCACCGACCAAGGAGUGAGCGACAGCUCCCCCUACCACAGCCCCAAGGUGGAGGAGUGGAGCAGCCUGGGCCGCAACAACUUCCCUGCUGCCGCUCCGCACGCGGUCAACGGGCUGGAGAAGGGAGCCUUGGAGCAGGAAGUCAAGUAUGGCCAGGCACCAAACGGUCUCCCAGCUGUGAGCAGUUUUGUGUCAGCAUCCAGCAUGGCUCCUUACCCCACCCCAGCCCAAGUGUCACCUUACAUGACCUACAGCGCUGCUCCUUCUGGUUACGUUGCUGGACAUGGGUGGCAACAUGCGGGUGGCACCCCACUGUCCCCCCACAACUGUGACAUUCCGGCAUCGCUGGCCUUCAAGGGAAUGCAGGCAGCCAGAGAAGGUAGUCAUUCUGUCACCGCUUCUGCACUCUGAUGAGAAAUUCCGUCUCCAGCAGCUGCUCUCGGGUCUCCCCUUCUCAGCACAUCCUCCCCACUUUCCCAGGUUUCACAUCUCACCCCUCCUGCCUUCUACCCUUCUUGCCUGGAGAGCUGGCUUUACAGACUCACAUCCUUUGUGCUGAUGACACUUAAAUAUUUCUUGCCAUAACCUCUUUCUUGCAGAAAACCUGACACGACUUAGGAUUUUAAAACAAAAGCAACGUUAAGGAUUGAAUGAGACUUUUGUGUUGCCCACACACUGUUUUAACGUAGUGAAGAAAUCUACACCCCUCAAAGGGCUUAAGGAACUUUUAAACUAGUCUUUGGUAAAACCACACAUGUAUAUUUAUUCUAAAUCAACCUGAACUUUUGAAAUGUGCAAUUGUUGAGAUUUUGCAAAAUCAAUAAAGAAAAACACAUGUAGAAAAAAAAGUUAUGCUACACCCUCUAAUCAAAUAAGGUGACCAAGUAAGCCUUAAUUUACCAUUAGGAAACCAAUCAAUAAUUGACUUGUUUGAGUGAUCCUUUGUUUAUUUUUAAGAGAUAACCUAUUUUGUUGAUAAAUAUGUAGAACACAAGCAGUUUCUGAAUUUAGCUCCUGGUGUUUUGUCUUGGUUCCAAAUACAGUAAUGUUUAUAUUUUCUAUUAGUUUGUAAAUAUGGACUCUGGGUGGUGCAUUUGUGUCUUCAUGCCAUGGGAUAUCCCCCUCUCCCCAACCCCACCUCCUCUCUAUUUUGUUUUUCUUUCUUUUUUGCAAAGGUGACUUUCUGGCAACAUCUCUGUCUUUGUUUGGUGGUGGGCUUCUUGGGCUCCUGGACCUCAACUUGCCCCCAAAUUUUGUGUGGGCAGUGAAGGCUUCAGCAUCAUGAAGGACACUUUCUUUCUACAGCAAAGGACUCAAAAAACAGAUAAAACAAUCUAGUCUCCCAUUUUAUAUUCUAGUCAAACAACACACAUGCCAAGCAUAUAAAGAUAAGGGGGUGGAAAAUAUCUGAAUGAGAAAGGCUCUAAAGGAAGUCACUUAGAAGCAAGUUUAAUGUGAAAUGUUUUACAAAGACACUUAAAAUGAACUUUAUGUUAAGAAAACCACUGUGAAACUAAAUUGUACUGUUAUUGUUGGCUUACCUGUGUGUUCAGCAAUCACAGCCCAAAAUUAUGUUGUAACUUAAAGAAAAUGGAAAAUUCUGCUCUAAUGAAUGUAACAAUGGCUUGCUGUGAAGUUUACAUUGUUGUACAGAACAUGUUUCACAUGUACGUAAAUUGGUGGUGGUAUUAGAAAUACAAAUGCUAUUUAAUUUUAAUGAAUUCCCUUUAUUCAUUUCUGGAAUUACAGGAUGCAGAUUAACUGAUAAAUCUUACUAGACCAAUUUCUUUUUCACUUUAAUGUUAAUAAUAGAGCUGUGGGAUAUAUGUGUGUGUGAGCAUGUGAUUAUGUGUUGUAUUUUGAAACAAUUGAUUUUUCUUUGGUAAAAUUCUACAGUUCUUAUACCUUCUGUUUAGGAAAUUCUUCCUGCUUGGCAAUAUAGGCUUUAAAAUACAUUUUUAGAACAUUGGUACAAUUCAUUUAUUGGAAAAUUAAUAUAUUGUGGGCUUUUUUUGGUAUUAAUUCUGUGCAAUAACUAAAAGGGCACCUCAUUAGAUAUGGAGGUUAAAGAUGCAUUCAUUGAGUGAUUUCAACUUCUUCAUAUCUGUGCUGUGCACAGCGACAUGGCAAUCCAGUUCUGCCUCAUAGGUUUCACGGCUUCCUUUAAUACUUAGAUGGCUAGAUCAGUUAGUUUUUCAAAUCACUAGGUUGUAAACACUAAGCAGAUUUCUGACAUACAAGUAAUGUUCUAGGAACUGCUUUUUUGCAAGCAGCAGAUAACUUAUAGAGAGCUUUGAACUGCAUUUAUUUCUAAAGCAACUGAAGUCUAGUGCUACAAACAGAGGAUUACAACUUCUGAGAAGAAUAAGCAGAAAGAGCAGAUGAACUCUCAGGGCCAUAGUCUUCCUUUGAUCUUGUAAAACUCCAAUUGACAUCUGGAGUUCCUAGUCUGGUGAGAAAAUAGACUAUAAACCAAAUGGAACAAUGAUCCUAUCCAAUAUUUUGGUGGAGACUUUAAAACCAGACCAUACAAGGACUCACCUGAUGUCCAGAAAAACUGACAAAAAAAGUACAGAAUUAUUUUCUAUCAAAUGUUUUUAGGUGGCUACUAAGCAUCUUUAAAAAAAUAUCAAAUGUUGUAUGGAAACAAAACUAAAUGUUAUUUUCUUUAUCUAAAUUAAUCUCUUGUUAUUGUUAUUUAUGGUUUUCUGGAUCCUUUAUUUUUAAAAAUCUAAUAUUAGUGAUAUCAUUUCUCUUCCUUCAUCUUUUUGUUUUUGUUUUUAGCAACCAUAAAUUCCAGUGGAAUAAUUUAAAAAAGACAACAGAAAGUCCAAAUACAAUUUGCUAUUCAAAGUAAAUUAUUAUUUGAAGCCACUUUAAAAACUCUUGAGAAGGAAAAUGGAAUGGGAUAUGGGAUUAGGACUAUUUAAUUUUUAAACACUAUUCUUAUUAUUUAAUGUUAACAUUUCCUCUGUUUCUUAGAGGGUGAAGGGUUGAUAUUAAAUUGGCAAAUGCACUCUUUGGAAAUCCUUUUCCAUUUUGUCCACAUGGCAGGGUUAAACAUUUAAUUUCAUGGCCUCUGUGCAUAUAGUGCUCUCUCACAGUAUGCAAGAGUAUUACCUGCAAGGAUAGAAUGCAGUUGUGCAACAUAGACACAUUCUUGUUUCUCUUGGUUUUCUGUUUUUAAUGACCCACUUAUUGAAUAUUGGGCUGAAAUAUAAAUUUAAAAAAUCACCUUGGAAAGGAUGUACAACAGAAGGCUGUGUGUGUAUAUACAGUAUGUUAAAAAGCCUUUUAUUUUUAUACUUCA